Drosophila takahashii is the source of this 1290-nucleotide messenger RNA. RefSeq lists its product as uncharacterized. The record is from RefSeq and is a predicted model, not a curated record. NCBI's taxonomy places the organism in Eukaryota, Metazoa, Arthropoda, Insecta, Diptera, Drosophilidae.
AUGAAGGCGCUGUAUAAUAAUCUUCAAGAUAUGCGAGAUACUCCAACCAUAUUGUUCACAACUUCGGAUCUCCAAAUGCGAGAUAUACUCCUAGAAUGUUUCGGUGAAAAAAUGCUCAAUGUGUUGGCAUUUAAGAGAUUGAAUAGAGACUUUAUCUACAGCUUCCAGGCAUUCCCGGAGUUUCGCGUUAUAAAGCGAAGAGUCAAGGAGAUUCUUCGAUACUUUGAACCCCAAAUUGAGAAUCUGGGUGGUUAUACCUUGAAAGCACUUCCCGAGAACAUAAUGCCGCGAACUGUGGUCUACCGAAAUGCCAAUGGAAGCAGUCAGUUGGGCGGAUAUCUCAGUCACUUUAUACGAAACUAUGUGAGCACCAUAAAUGCCACCCUCGAAAUUAGCUGGGACCUAGCUGAUGAGGUUGGUAUGCUGGAUAAUAGCACAUUUUGGGAGGACCAAAACAUAGACUUUCCUCUGGGAAUUGAUGGUCUUGACAUAGAUACAGCCAAAGAGGACAUUCCCUUAGAGAUCUCCAGCUGGUUCCUGAUGCUGCCCAUGGAACCGACCCUUCCUCGAGAACUCUCCCCCAAACUGAUGUUCAUCUACUGGUUACUCCUCCUAAGUGGAUUCUUUGUAAGCAACUACCUUGCUGUCUAUCUCACAACUUGGCUCGUUCAUCCACCGACUCUCAAUCGAAUAACUGACUAUGAUCAAAUGCGAAGCCAGAAGCUGAAAAUCCUUAUACUCCCAGAUGAGCUGGAAUACUUGAACUUCACCAUGGGCGAGGAGUUUGUAAAAGCCUACAGCGAUAUAUUUGAGACCACCAACUGGACAGAUUUCCAAAGAAAGCGGAUCUCUAUGGAUCAAUCUUAUGCAUAUCCAGUGACCCUAACCUUGUGGCCUCUUUUAAGACAGUCACAAGUCAGACUACCGAGACCCAUUUUCCGUCGAUCCAAAGAGAUGGUAUUCCUACCGUUCAUUAUCAUGUCUAUGUAUAUGCCAAGGAACUCCAUAUAUUUCAAGUCUCUUAAUCUGUACAGAUUACGAACUUAUGAAAGCGGUCUAUAUAUUCGUUGGUUUAAGCAAAGCUUUUACGAAUUGGUGGCAAUCGGCAAAAUGACCUAUAAGGAAGAUAAGGAACAUGAGGAUUAUUUCGAUCUGAAGUGGCAGGACUUUCACUAUAUCUGGCUUGGAUUUCUGGGAGGAAGUUUCACCAGUUUUCUGGUCUUUCUAUCUGAGAUUGGAUACUACAGGUGGCGUUUGAAGAGUGCAUAUUAUCAUAUUUUAAAACCCUAA